AUGCUCAAUCUUAUGGAAAAUCAUCAAGUGGGCAUCAAAGAGCAGAUUGUAACCGAGCGGAUGCGGAUGGUUCGUGGAGCAACAUUCUUGAGUUCCAUAACCACAAUGCUCGAGGAGAAAACUCUUCAGCCAGUACAGGACAAGAGCGAUUUUAAUGAAAAUGGCGAGCACACUCCAUUUGGCUUGUUCGAACAUGGAGAUAUUGAAGACGAUUAUGUCUAUUAA
Messenger RNA from Caenorhabditis elegans, 225 nucleotides. It is a transcript of the gene F07G6.12, whose product is annotated as Transposase. Bases 1 to 225 code for a protein of 74 amino acids. The record is from RefSeq and is marked reviewed. The transcript has 2 exons. Lineage: Eukaryota; Metazoa; Nematoda; Chromadorea; Rhabditida; Rhabditidae.